Lecanosticta acicola is the source of this 1882-nucleotide messenger RNA. The record is from the annotation of a GenBank genome assembly. Lineage: Eukaryota; Fungi; Ascomycota; Dothideomycetes; Mycosphaerellales; Mycosphaerellaceae.
AUGGUCGCCGUGGCACCCACUGUUCUCAUAUUUGCAUUGAUUGUCGUCUUGCUCGUUCGAAGCGUGCGACAACACCAAGCUCUCAAAGAUUUCGGCGGCCACUGGCUAGCAGGAUGGUCUCGACUAUGGCUUUUGAAAACGCAAGGCAGCGGUGAGAUGAACAGGCGGUUCACUGAAAUCAACAACAAGUAUGGUACGUACAUGUGCUUAUCCAAGCCACCUCCAACCCACGUUUUGUUCGGCCCGAGUCUACGGAACGCUCGUCAAGGAUCUGACUUGAGGCUUCUGGUUACACCAACGGCCUGAUCCCGAUCUGAUCGGCUGGGUAGUCACAUGCCAUGAUACCUCUGGUCGAGGCCUUUCCGUGGACCCUGUUUCGGAUGUCAUUGCACCUUGACUGUACCACCUGGAAUGGCGGCUCACACGCUUGAUAGGUUCGACGGCGCGAAUCGCACCUGGAAUGCUCAUCACCUCUGACCCAGAGCUGUUCCGUCGCAUGAACGCUGUACGGUCGCCGUUCACACGCGGUCCCUGGUAUGCAGCAUUGAAACUCCACCCGGAGCGGGACAACAUCACAUCUUACGUGGACGAGCGCAAACAUGCCGAUAUUCGGAGUCGUAUGGCCCCGGGCUAUUCGGGAAAGGAGAACUUGACCCUCGAGGAGGAUGUGGAUGUCACUCUGCUCCAAAUGCUGGAGCUCGUAAAGGAAAAGUACUUGAAUCGACCAGACCAGGGUGUCUUUCGCAAGGUCGACCUCAGCCGGGUGACCUCUUACUUCACUCUAGAUGUCAUCUCCAAGGUCGCAUUUGGUCAGCCGUUCGGCUUUCUCGACAACGAUGACGAUCCGUUCGGCUACAUUGAGAAUCUCAAGUCGUUCCUCCCAGCCGUUAUCGUAUUCGGCGUGUACACGGAGCUCACUAACGUGCUUAAGAUACCGUUGCUGAAGUCUGCGUUGCCAAAGUCGACUGAUAAACGCGGACUGGGGCGAGUGAUGGGAUUCGCUGCGGAUCGCGUGAGAGAGCGGUUCGGCAAUAAGCCUGUCUCGAGACCUGAUAUGCUUCAAGCCUUCAUCAACAAGGGCCUCACUCAGGCUGAACUGGAGAGCGAGACUCUCACUCAAAUCACGGCAGGGUCAGACAGCACGGCGUCCUCUCUCCGCCUAAUUCUGCACUUCGUAUCAACCAACCCACCGGUCUUAGAGCGUCUCCUGGCUGAAGCGAAGGCCGGCAUCGAAGGUGGACGCAUCCACCGGCCCGUGAUCAGAGACGCCGAAGCGAGAAAGCUACCAUACUUGCAGGCGUGCAUCAAGGAGGGACUUCGAGUCUAUCCGCCCGUCACGGGUCUUCUUGCGAAGCGCGUGCCGGAGGGUGGCGCCAAGAUCGAAGUCGAUGGCGUGGAGAAAUUCGCUCCGGGCGGUACGCAGAUCGGCUGGAACAGUUGGGGCAUGAUGCGACAGGAGGGCAUUUUUGGGCCGGACGUUGAAAUCUACCGACCGGAGCGCUGGCUGCCACGGGACACCAGCGAGAAGGAACGGGACCGCAUCAGACGAAUGACGGAUACCGUUUCGUUGGCAUUCGGCUACGGCAGAUUUGGUUGCCUUGGGCGUGGCGUCGCGACAAUGGAGCUGAACAAGGCUAUCAUCGAGGUGAGUAGUGCUAUCUACAAUGGCAGAACUUUGAACUAACGCACGAAAUAGACCUUGCUACGCUUCGACCUGCAGCCUUGUAGCCUCGCCAAGCCAUUCGACGAAAGUGUUGUCGGUUUCUACAUUCACGACAACAUGAAUUUCGUUGUCAGUGAGCGCAGAGAAGAUGCCGCCCGAGGCUUCGAGACCGACACGGCCUUUGAUGCUGGCGCCAUUGCUGGCGCCUAUGAAUCUUGA